GAUGAAUUUAGCGGUAAAGAGUGCCAAAUUCCUACUCGAUGCGGCUGUGUGGGAAGCGCAGACAGAACUGCUAGAGCUCCGAUUGCAGGUGCUUCUGCACCUUCUGCCACACAUCGAGGAGAUACCAGUAUCCGCGGAUCUGGUGGCAGCUUCUGAGAGAGAUGUACUCGAAGAUGUUCCUGCGAAAAAUUCGGCACGUGGUCACCAGUAUCGCACGGAAGUACGGGCUCUAUGCUUGCUCGCGUUGCAGGAUAACAUUUUUGUGGGAGAGAAGCGUUGCUCUUGCAGAGUUCUAAUGGCCAUGGGAUUCCCAAAGUCAGACUUCGAAUCCAGCGCCCAGCUCUUCGACACUCUUGUGGCUUUACUACUGGAGCUUUCAUCUGCUUCAACCUGCUCGCCAGCAAUGCUAUUGCCUGGUGAAGAAGAAGGUGUGGCUGAAGCUGCGCAAACAAGGGAAAGAACACGAGAACAGCCACAGCAAGAUGAACUACAUAAGAAUUCUUCAUCGUGCUCUAGCUCUUCCUCGCGUGGCGGAGGGCAUUCGUCGUCUGCCAGUAGGUCAUCAUCUGCGGUUGACCUGGCGGGAGACAAGAAGCAGGAGAACAAAAGCAAGAAGACUAGAUCACCGACGCCAAGGAGUAGCCGUGCGCUCGCCAUGGCCAGGAGAGGAGCGAUCGCACAAAGGGACGAGGAGGAGAGCACAGAGGAUCUCGUUGGCAAGACGCUGGACCAUCUUCUCGUUGGCAAUCUGUGGUUGAUAUACCACGCUCUCUGGAAAUUUACUACGUCGGCUUUCUCUUCGUCAUACAACAAUUCAAAUAUUAAUUAUGCGUCGUCUUCUACCAGUCUCUCUACUCCUUGUUCUGGGCGGCCUCAAUCGCAAACAUAUGAGCGCAUAAAAGCAUUAGUUGCGAAAAAGCUACUUGUCGGUUUCAACCGCGGCGCCUUCUCGUCUGCGGUGUUUCUGGAGACUAACGGGCCGCAAGUACUCGCGAGUUUUGUUGCGUCGCAGAAUCGCCGAUUCGGGCUAGCCGAGAGUUUAUGCGUGGGCAUUCUCGUCAGAGUGAUGGAAGAAAACCCUUCCUCGAUCGUACCACAAAUCCUAUUUCAAGAAAAGAAGAGCGAAUCCGUCGCUUUAUCUGCAGCAGGACCACUAUGCGAACUCGUCGCGGCAGCACCUGGCAGAGAGAACGCAACGCUAGAUGUCGGAGGUGAUGGUAAGUCAACAUGACCUUCUCUGGUAAUUCAAGUCCUUAGUAUUACGAUCUACUGUGCUAACAACUAGCACUAGGUUGCUGUUGCAAUUGUCCAGUUUUGAAAAAUCUACCAAAGAAGAUAAAGCAGAUGAGCAAUUCCUAUAUUUAAUGUGAAAAGUAGUCUCGCUCACCAGCUCUACAAAUUUCAAAUGAUUCUGCCGGGCAGGAGCAGCUCCGUCUCGACUCCAAUCUUUGUUGGGAUGGUUAGACUCGCUCUGUUUGAAGGAGCAAUCAGACCAGCAUCAAGAGGAUCCAGCAGAGGACGAGGACGAUGACGAUACGAGUGCCUACGUCGCCCGAAACGCACUGCUGUGGAUCUUGGGUAUACCGACACUGCCCCAAAUCAGACUAUAUCUGGUGAGGCUGUCAGCUAAAGUAGUGAUCCAGCGAAUACUAGAGUUUUUCGAACUCGCAUUGGAUUGCGUCGAGCAGGUGGGGAAAGAUGACGUUGCGUACGGUACUAACUCUGUAUUUUAAGGAGCUAGAAGAGGUGCUGGUUAUAGUAGUUCUGUAAUCGAUAUCGAGGACGUUGAUGUAUUUAUAACUACUUCUAGUUCUAAUCCAGGACACGACAUAAACAUAAUGUAUCCUUGCCGGUUCUACAAAAAGUAAAAACAGGAUCUAGAUAUAUAGGCUUGGGGAUGAACUUUUUUCAAUGUUUUGAUGUACAAUGAACAACGAGAUGAUUGACGGAAACCCAAAAAUUAUAUUUGGCAGGUGUCAUCGGCAUGCAAGUGGAUAUUGCCGGUCCGCCAUUUGGCGAUGUGGUUGAUGGUGAUGUCGAGGACGGCGAGACUCUCCGACAAUAUGAUCGAGAUUUGAGUCGUGCCGAGGUCGUCAUGCCAUUCAAUUAUGCUCUUGCUGAACGUGGCAGUGGCUACAACAAUCGGACAUCUACAACUGCAUCUGCAGGUGAUGAAGAUAAUUCUGCUGCCUCAACAGGAGGAAUGAAGUGGUGGCCUCUGCUUGAGAGCUGCUUUGUCGUCCUCCGAACCCUGUUAGAACAUUGGGAUGCCACCUCUGGUAUACAACGACAAAAGAAUAUCAACAAGAACAAUAACCUAUGAAAGGAAAAAUCGUACUCAUACUCAAGAAACUAGGCAUGCCCUAAGUAGAACACUGCCUCUUUUCUCGAUUAUGAGUACAUUUAUUUUUCCUUUCAUAUAAGCAAGGCCAAGAACAUGAACAACAAGAUGAUCAUCUUGAUAAUAAUGUUCCGGAUCAACUAAUUGCCCUUGGGUUUGUAGACCGGCUCUUCGAGCUGUUUGAAAUUCCUCCGGAGCUGCUGACGGAAUCCUUAUCAGCUAUAGCGCAGGAAUGUUUGAAGCUGUUGUUGAAGAAGAAUUCAGACAUCUGUCUGUUUUCUCUGAACCAUUUUGUCGAUCACUUUUUGCAAUCGGAACAGCAUCAUCUACAAGCCUCUACAACUAGUUCCUCAGCUAUUGGCUUUUUAGCAGCAGCUUCAGCUAGUACAAGUACUGUCACUACGACUACAAAAAAAAUUAGUGGUCGAGCCUUUUUUCUGGAGCUUGCUUGUAGUGCCUUGGAGGAAGCUGACUUCUUCGUCGAUACUAACGAGUUUCUGCAUACGCCAGCUAACAAGGGCACGGUGGAACACUUUCAUGCUGGUGGAGAGAAGUUUCGUUUAGCUUAAGGCACUUAACAGUGAAUCGCUUCUAAAACUAUAACUAGAAAUUAUUCAAUUGCAUUUGCAAGGGCAAGGCCACCUGGCUGCUCAUGAAUUUUUCCUACUCUCAACCACCCUUGAUCUUGAUCUUCUUGGCAGUAAGAUAAAAACACCAGUCAGGAGCAGCCCCCUUAAAAGUAAAAAAGUCUUAAUACUCCUAACAACUGUCCACCUCGUUCCAACAAGAAUAAGGAUGCGAUUGAAGGGGUCUUGCUUCUAAUCAAUUAUCUUGCGGAAUCUCAUAGAAGUGUUCAAGAAAUUGAAUUCAUCGCCGGCGUUGCAGACGCGAUUGCGACGGACCUUCGCGACACUGUUCGAGCAGGCAUCGAGUUGCAGUCUUUAUCUCUGCGUUUUACAGCACUACGAAAGUUAUGGAGAUAACUUUAUCAAUAUCUACUUCUCCUUCAUCUUGAAUAAAUACCGAUACCUCUCUGCCAGUUGCACUUGUGCCCACGUGGAACAAGAAGGAUCUUCAACUCACAAGAGAAACCAGAAACUAGUGGAGGUAGCUCCACUACUAGAAUUAUGGCCAUCAAGUAAGUCAGGAUGUUUCUAGGAUGGGACGACCACCUAGGAUGGACUAGGUGGACUUGGGUGGACGAAAUGUCUAAGAAACUGAGGCGGACCAGCUUCAAGGCAAGGGAGGUGCAUUUUCAUCAGAAACUACAUCGAAUAAAGCGACACUUCCAUUGUUGAUCGAGAUGGAAGUUCUAAAAGCCAUUGCUCGAUUGAGUUACUGGAAUCCUUCUAAGGACUCGAAAACGGUGCACAUGCUUCUCCCGGUUCUGGUACUCGAGGAAGUUCCAAUUGUUACUUACUAGAUCGCAAAUUUAUCGAUAUCGAUUUCUUUGAAAAAACCAAGCAACAUUGACAUCUUCGACAUCCUCCGUUCAUAAGCAUCUACACUAGUAUAGCUUUUUUUUAAACUACAAAUCUAUGACUAUGUAGUAUUUUAUGUUUAUUGUCGACAUCUCCUCCACCAUAUCUACUCCAGAUCGAUUCCAUUCGGGAAUCCUUAACCGAGGAGUAUGUUUCAUUGGUUUUGAACGCAGUUCUGCAUCUCAUGUUGCUGGAUCCUACAAUCGAGAAAGCCACUGGUUCCGCUGUCUUAUCCGGGUGCGCUGCGGCUUUUGCAAGUAACGAAAUGAAGCGAAAAAGCAUCGAGUCGGCUGAACAAGGCGCAUCAGAUGUUGUUCUUUAAGGGAAUCAGUAGAGACUUUUUUGUUAUAACUCUACCAAAUCAAGUCUGUCAGGAGUAGGAGAAGUGUAUCUACAUAUUUGAUGUUCUGUAUCUACUCUGCAUCCUUGUUGUCGUAAUGCAUAGCUGUAUCUUAGUCGUUUUUCUGAAGAAAGAAUCUUCAUCAAGCAAAUAACCCAAGAGCUCUGCAUCAAGGACUACUUCUAAGCUAUGCUAGAAGGCGGCCUUGGAUUGUUUGAGGAGGAGGAAGCAGAGGAGGCGCGUCGGAGCGAGAGAGAAGAGGCAGUCAGCUUUGUUAUGAAGGUGAUGCAGCGGUUUCCGACUUCAGAUAGAGUAGGGACGAAAGCGCAGUAUCUUCUUACUGCAGUACUAGAACGUGGAGGCUCAGGCUGACGAGGAACAUGCAGUUGCAGCAAACAAGUUGUCCAUGGAUAAAACUAGUACACGUACUAGUAGUGAUGUGUCUACCUCUGCAGUACGCUGAUCGCGCUGGAAGUACAUAAACAAGCCAGCACAAGUACGCCUUACUUUACUACUAGGGCGGAUGAAACCCGCGAGGGGGCCCUCGCUCGUGCUGUGAUGCGUGUUCUCAGAGAUCAGAGACUUUUUUUUUCCGUUCAAUGGUCCAACAAUAUGAUGGAUAUAUCUUUUUUUCCGAACGACACACUUGUUCUCAUUGUAGUUUUUAAGUUAGUUUAUACCUAGAGCUAGAACUGAAGUAUCUCAAAGAAUCUCCGUAUCAGCGCUGUGGUCUUGAAGAUGAUGUUCCACUCAGCUGUACUUGAAAGAUGGAAAAUUAUCAUUGUCCGUGCCGACGGUGGCGGCCGUAAUGAGCAGCCGUGUUAGCAUGCUACCCGUAUUUUCUACAACUUCUGUUGGGCGCAGCGAAAAAAAAUUGCAUGGGCCACUCGCGUAAGAGCUCGAGCAACCUGAGAAACUUGACCCGAUGGAUACUCCCAGGCCAAUUUUGCCUGUAAUUCUAGUAUGUGAAGAUGAGCGUAAGAAAAAAUAGGUCAACAU
Molecule: messenger RNA, 5161 nt
Organism: Amoebophrya sp. A25
Lineage: Eukaryota; Dinophyceae; Syndiniales; Amoebophryaceae
Source: the annotation of a GenBank genome assembly